AUGCUGUUUCCAUUCGUAUGCCAUUUAAUUUCAGGCCUUGAUGUAUCAUCAGGUGAAAUGAAUUCCGAUGGUUCAUAUCUUCCGUCUACUAUCAACUACGACAAGCACUGUCCUCUCCCGAGAGAACCAACUGGUCUCCGGUUUCAAAAAGUCGGCAAGAAUGCCGCCACCUUCUUGGCAUUUCUCAGUCCGGUGGUCCUUAUAUUCUUCAGCUUGUCUGCUUGCAUCGAGCCUGCCCAUGCACGUUUAGGUUUUCAAAAGGGGCUUAAGCCGGCAAUCCUCUCUGCCAGCUCGGCCCUUGCUACCGAUGGCGGUCCGAGACGUCCAAAUCUACUGCAUGAGAAAGGAGUAUAUAGCCUCAUCUCCCGUUCCAGUCAUUCCCAGAGAGAUUUGCAAGCCGAAACAAGAGAUCGAGCUUAUGCAUCGCUUGUAAGGUUGCCAGACUUGAGACUUGGAAAUCUACAGUCUUCUCGGCGGCCACUCAGAAGUCGUUCACUCCUCGAUGAGCCCGCUGUAGUCCAAACGUCAAAUGAUGCUUCUGGACGUUUGGAGCCUGGUGGAUUUGCCCGGCCAGAGAGUGUCUUAGAAAGUGAUGAAAACAAACGUCCAGAGAAAUGCAUCCCGUUAGAGAUCGCGAUGUGCCGUCAGCUAGGCUAUAAUCUCACUUACAUGCCGAACUUUUUCAACCAUGAAUCACAGGCAGAAGCGGAGCAAAAAGCAAGUCUCUAUUAG
Protopolystoma xenopodis is the source of this 732-nucleotide messenger RNA. NCBI's taxonomy places the organism in Eukaryota, Metazoa, Platyhelminthes, Monogenea, Polystomatidea, Polystomatidae. The record is from the annotation of a GenBank genome assembly.